This is a messenger RNA of Aspergillus nomiae NRRL 13137, 468 nucleotides long. RefSeq lists its product as uncharacterized. NCBI's taxonomy places the organism in Eukaryota, Fungi, Ascomycota, Eurotiomycetes, Eurotiales, Aspergillaceae. Gene Ontology annotation, biological process: proteasome assembly. The record is from RefSeq and is a predicted model, not a curated record. The transcript has 2 exons. The coding region runs from base 1 to 468 and encodes 155 amino acids.
AUGGCCGAACCUUUCAAUUUCAGUGAACUUCUGGAGCCAUUAAAUCUUCCCUUUCCUGCCACUACCAAACAAGUUGCUGGACUGGUCAAUGGUAUUCAGACAGAUGUAAUGUGCAUGAGCUUCAAUGACAGAAUCUUGGUAACAAUUUCACAAAAGGGCCGACUUGGUCACUGGUUACAUGUACCAUUGGAAAACAAAAAUCCUGGAACUGAAGGCGCCCACACCUUCCCAGACUCGGAUGACAGUCUUCUUCCGAUCAGCAGUCUCACUGCGACUUCACUUCUGGGAGGCCGUGUUUCUGGACAUGACACAGUUGGUCAGCUAUAUGCUCGUCAGAUAGCUAGCGCCAUUGUGACAAAAGCACCGAAUGAAAAGCGGCUUCUGGUCGUUGGACUUGGACUUGAGACCGCCGACGCUGAUCGGGAUGUUUUCUUCGCAAUAAUAGACCUUGUGCUUCAGUGCAUCUAA